Rhodotorula graminis WP1 is the source of this 1227-nucleotide messenger RNA. RefSeq lists its product as uncharacterized. The record is from RefSeq and is a predicted model, not a curated record. Gene Ontology annotation, molecular function: nucleotide binding. Lineage: Eukaryota; Fungi; Basidiomycota; Microbotryomycetes; Sporidiobolales; Sporidiobolaceae. Bases 1 to 1152 code for a protein of 383 amino acids. The transcript is spliced from 4 exons.
AUGUCUCCCGCACCGUUCAAGGUCGUCUUCGUCGGCGCAGGCGAGAUCAACUUUGGCUCGGCAGAAGGCCCGUGGAACCACUCUAAGCGCGUCGAGAGCUCGUUCGGCCAGUCGCUCAGCGUCCUCGGCAUCGUCGACCCGGACUCGGCGCGCGCCGAGAAGCAGAUCGAGCUCAAGAAGGCGGCCGGCGUCCCCGGCUACGACAAGACGGCCAUCUGGCCGACGCCGGAGCUCGCGGGCGAGGCGCUCGGAGCCGACUGCGCGGUCGACCUCGUCAUUGUCGGCGCGCCGCCGCACUUCCGCGGUUGCGCUGCCCCGCCAGCCGACCUCGACCUUCGCCUGCUCGGCGCCCUGCCCAAGACCAAGCACUGGCUCGUCGAGAAGCCCGUGAGCGCGGCGCAGCCGUCGAAGCUCGCCGGCCAGAGCAAGGUCCUCGAGGCGUACAACGCGAGCGGCGCCGUCGUCGGGUGCGGCUACAUGAUGACGGCGCUCAAGGGCGUGGACAUGAUCAAGAAGAUGAUCCAGGACAAGGGCUUGACGGUCAUGGGGACGGCGGCACGGUACUACAUGGCGUACGAGUUCGCUACCAAGCCCGCAUGGUGGAACAAGGUCAUCUCGUGCGGGCCGAUCGUCGAGCAGGCGACGCACCUCGCGUCGCUCUCGCUCCUGUUCGGCGGCGCAGCUCGCCUCAAGUCGGUGCGCACGCAUACGGUCGAGCACUCGGACGCGCCGGGCAAGCUGUCCAAGCUCGGCUUUGACGAGGAGGCGACCGUUCAGCCCGAGUGCCGGAUCCCGAGGUACACGUCGGCCGUUUGGAAGUACAAGGCCGGCGCGGUCGGGUCCCUCACGCACGUCGUCGGCCUGCACGGCAACACGUACGACACCGAGUUCGAGGUCAUCUGCGACGGCACGACGUUCCGCCUCGUCGACAUGUACACGCCGACGCCGCGCCUCUUCAUCCGCCAGUCCGACCAGGGCGCCGAAGUCGAGGUCCACGCCUUUGCGAACGACGACCCGUUCCAGACCCAGAUCGACCGCCUCCUCGCCGGCACGCCCUCGUGCACGUACGAGCAGGCCCUCCAGACGUACGAGUUGACGUGGGCGAUCCGGGAGGCCGGCGAGCGCGAGCGCCUCGAGGACCAGGACGAGUGAGGCGAGGCUCGAGCGCACGCGAGCGAGCGACUUUCUUAGACUCUGUAGAUCCUUCCUCUCGGACCUGUAUCACAC